AACCACAUCUACGUAACAAAUUCUAAAUAUAACAACAAAAAUCCAUGCAAAUCAACCAAAACUCAAAAUUCUCCAUCUUUCCCACCUCCGAUCUCCUCCCAUGGCGGCUUCGCUUUCCUUCCUCAUAACCCUUGUCUUCAUUUUCUAUCUUCCGCUGUCCCACGGAGACCCCAUGGCUGACAUCAUCGCCAGGUCCUGCACCGACCACAAAAUACAUGAGGUGAAGGACUAUUUCCUCCAGUAUGCUGGUACCAUGGAUCUUAUGCGCCGCCUGAUGAAACUGAACAAGUAUGCCGCAGCGGAAGCCGGCGAUCCUCCGGGCAGGAUUUAUGUGUUCUCGCAGUGUAUGGAAGAUCUCCAUAAUGAGGAUUGCGCGCAAUGCUUUUCGCGGAUCAGUACUUUGUUGCCCGGAUGCUUCCCCAAAACCGGCGGCCGUGUUUAUCUUGAUGGUUGUUUUAUUAGGGCUGACAAUUACAGUUUCUUUGGAGAGAUUAUUAGUGAUGUUGAUAUGAAGAGAUGUAGCAACGAUGUUGACACCUCGGAUAACUUCCUGGAACUUAUCAGAGAUGUGAUUACAAAAAUUGUAAACAAGGCACCAAGCAAUGGAGGCUUUGCAUUCUAUCAUAAGACGAAACAGGAUACAACAGUUUGUGGCAUGGCCCAGUGCUGGAAAACAAUGGACAGGAAAAUGUGUUCUGAAUGCCUUGCAGAUGCUGCUAAUUCUGCCUUCCAUUGUCUGCCAUCAGAAGAGGGGCGCGUACUCAACACUGGUUGCUUUCUGCGUUACUCUAAUUAUGUAUUCGGCAAUGACCCUGAUGAGUAUUCUACUCGAGAUGCUAUAAUUUUGUAUAUCUUAUAUAUCCUUGCUGCUGUUCUGAUCUGCACACUGGCCAUUGGAGUCGGGUUCUAUUUGGGCAGAAUAGCCUACAGACGAAGGGAUGACAAAUAUCUGAAAGGAGAUGAAAUGGAUUUUGGAGAACUCAACCAGGGCAUGGAGUUCCUGCAGUUCAAGUACUCAACUCUUGAGAAAGCAACUGACUGCUUCAAUGAAGCUAACAAACUUGGCUCUGGAGCAUUUGGCAAAAUAUUUAAGGGUACCUUACCAGAUGGUAGAGAAAUUGCCAUAAAACGUCUAUAUGCAAUAGGAAAGAGUCGAUCAGAGGAGAUUCACAAUGAAAUUAAUGUUAUUAGUAGAGCUCAACACAAGAACUUGGCUCGCUUCCUUGGCUGCUGCUUCACCAAAAUAGAGAGUUUCCUCGUCUAUGAGUAUCUUGCAAACAAAUGCCUUGCCAGUGCCUUAUUUGAUCCAGAAAGAAAGAAAGAACUAGAUUGGAAAAAACGGCUUGGCAUAAUCAUCGGAACAGCUGAAGGCUUGGAGUACCUUCACAAAGGCUGUCAAGUAAGGAUUAUUCAUCGAGACAUCAAGGCGAGUAACAUCUUACUAGACUUGAAAUACAGACCAAAAAUUGCAGACUUUGGCCUGGCAAGGUUUGACAAGAAUUCCGCUGUCAUGAACCAUGUUGCUGGCACAUUCGGGUAUAUGGCUCCUGAGUGCAUUGCUAAUGGAAGAUUAACAGAAAAAGUAGAUGUUUAUAGCUUUGGGGUCCUGGUGCUUGAAAUCAUCAGUGGCAUAAACAACACUAAAUUGGAGUCAGAUAAUUCUUUCGAAACCCUUGUGACUAAUGCAUGGAAGCAUUUCCAUUCAGACACAACAUCAAGACUCAUAGAUGAAUGCUUGACAUCUGAAGAUGUUGAAGAAAUCAAAAGAGUUAUUCAAGUAGGACUGCUAUGCACCCAAGAAACACCAUCCCUACGUCCAAGCAUGACUAGUGUAAUCCAAAUGCUAAAACAUAAGGAUGUGGAAUUGCCUAUCCCAACAAAACCUCCUUUCCUGUAUGAAUCUAUAGAAUUCUCAUUCUCAUUUUCCUCUUAUCCAUCACAACCUUUGCAUACAUCUGAUUCAUGUACUAGGUCUCAUGAUAUUGUGAAUAAUCCUAAUUAAUAUUCUUUUUUUUUUCCAAUUUUGGUUUGUCCCAUUAAUAUUCCCUUUUUUUUUAUAUCCUUGCUGCAUCCCUUCAUUCUGGAAGAAGUACAAAUAUGACCACUAAAAUACGAAAAGUCGA
Rubroshorea leprosula is the source of this 2123-nucleotide messenger RNA. NCBI's taxonomy places the organism in Eukaryota, Viridiplantae, Streptophyta, Magnoliopsida, Malvales, Dipterocarpaceae. The record is from the annotation of a GenBank genome assembly.